Messenger RNA from Plectropomus leopardus (leopard coralgrouper), 2137 nucleotides. The record is from RefSeq and is a predicted model, not a curated record. NCBI's taxonomy places the organism in Eukaryota, Metazoa, Chordata, Actinopteri, Perciformes, Serranidae.
CGCACAAAGUGGGGAGGAUGAGAGGAAAAAGCGGAGGCAAACAGCGUGGUUUUCCCGACGAGCGCACUUCUGUGUGAGUACGGAGGAAUUUAACGAGACUGUGACUUAUGUUUAUUUCCUCCUCCCCCUCCUUGUGCAUGGAUGUGCCUGUCACUGUGGCUGUUUGUGCUGCAAAUGCUCCAAUAGUGUGACUUCACUCUCAGGCCGCUCUGUGAGCUCCUCUCAAUACCCCACGGUGUUGGCCAUUGUUUAGAGAGGUGAACGAGGUCGAGUCUCUUCUCCUGAGAAAGAGGUAUCUGCACUCCCCUCUUCCUUCUUUGGGCCAUCCUAUAUCAGGUGUGCAGAUUGCAUUGAACAGGAUCUGCUCUUCCUGCACUGCGAAUGAGAAGGAGAAGCGAUGUCGAGAGACGACAGCUGUUGCAGAUUUUGCAGCAGGGGCUUAUAUAGCUGCCACUGGAAGCCCAAUAGUCAAACUCAGAGAAAACAUGCAUGCUGCUGGUUCUCAGUGGUCACUCUGGUCUCCCUGCUCUCUCUGUGCUGGAUGUACAUCUGUCUAGUUACUUAUAAUGACCAAGAGGAUGUGAACUGGCAGGGCUUCGCUAAACUGAAACGAUGGGUGAACUGGUUCAUGGUGCUCGUCAUCAUUUCUGCAGUGUUAACCAGCUACUGCGUCCUGCUGCUGCUGUUUGCACUCUUUCAAGUCGCCUUAGGAGAACCACUCAACUUACACUGGCUACACAAGAUUUUCUUAUUUUUUGGUGUGAUAUUCGUCGCUUGCGGGAUCACAGGAAUUUGUCUCCAGUGGAAACAAGAAUGGCCGACGGUUCCUUUCUCAUUCCAGGCCACAGCUCCUUUCUUACAGUUUGGUGCUGUCGGGGCGUUGACACUGCUGAGCCCGUUCGUCUUCCAAGGCUUCCACGAGGCAGAGGCUAAAUGGUCUAAGUUCCUGAUUGCUGCGAUAUUUGUAGCAGUGUCAGCAGCCAUCUUCCUGUGUCCCCUGAUCAUCCAGUCUCCCUGUCUGAUCGAGCUGAGCGAUUUACCUGAAAAACCAAAGCUCAUUGGCCACCGAGGCGCACCGAUGCUGGCCCCGGAGAACACCAUGAUGUCGUUUAACAGGAGCAUCGCGUGUGGUGUGACAGCCUUUGAGACAGACGUACAGCUCAGUAAAGACAGAAUUCCCUUCUUGAUGCAUGACCACAACUCUAAUGGUUUCUUGCGGAGGACAACAAAUGUUAAAGAGAAGUUCCUUGGCACAGACUUCAGCCACAGUGCCAACCUGACCUGGGAGCAAUUACAGAGUCUGAAUGCAGGUGAAUGGUUCCUAAAGACAGAUCCUUUCCGCUCAGUGUCCAGUCUCUCAGAAGAAGAGAAGGAAACAGCCAGAAAUCAGACUAUACCGUCCUUACUUCAGCUCCUUGACCUCGCCAAGCAGCACAACAUCUCAGUGAUAUUUGAUCUUUAUAGUCCUGAUCAGGAAAAUGACACAGUGGACACUGUUAGCACCAUCUUGAGUUCUGGCAUUGACCCAAGCAAGGUGCUCUGGCUUCCCCCAGCAGAAAGAGAAUAUGUGAAUCACACUGCGCCAGGGUUCAUUCAGGUCUAUAACAACGAAACAAAUAUGCUCAUUGAAGGAGGAGACCACCUGAAUGUGAAAUACAGCAAGUUUAGUACACAAGAAAUAAGAUAUAGGCCUGCGCUUACAUCCCUUGAAUCCAGAGGGCCUCACAUCCCUGAUGAAGUUUUGGCGACACCUCAUGGAGGUCAGGACUCACAGGUCGGGAACCAGUGCUCUCAUAAGCAAAUAAUGAAAUAUUCGUUGGCUGUUCUCUGUGCUGUGGUGUGCGGGGGCCAGCUCUGUUACCACCAACUCCUGCCACCAAUCCUGAAAGUCAUGGAGCGGCCUGACUGGAUCCUGGCACCUCUUACAUACAAGAUAAUAUGGAUUACAGUGGACAUUGUAUCUAUUCUGAUAAUGACUGGACUUUACAUCUUUCGAUGGGAAAGACAAGCAAAGAAACAAUAUUUCAGCGUGGAAUGAUAAAGAACUGUCUCCCUUCUUACCCACUGGGUAGUUCACCCUACACCGGCAGUUUUUUUUCUCUCUCAAAACUGACGUACAUCCCUGUCUGCACUGACA